GGAUGACACACAGACAUAAGCGAUUAGAAAAUUUCAUGAGGAACCGCACACACACACGCUAAUCUCUUUCUUCAUCCCCAUACAUCUUCUCGUUACAAGAUGGAUUAAUACCUGCAUGUAUACCCGGGACAAAGCGACUAUGAUAUGCUGCGAUUGAAGCCCUCGUAUAGGCUUACGUGUUACAGUUUAGAAUGCCCCGUGUGGGGAAAUGCGGCAGAAAUGCUACACCAAAACGCAAAGCCGAAAACCGGAAGAGCGUACGAUCGACAAAAACAGCUCAUAUACCGUGACUGUUUGAAUAAAUCAGUUGAUUUCUCCACGACAUGUCUCGCCUACUGGCGCUAUAAAUCGGCAGCGAAAUCCGCGUAGCAACCUUGAUUCUCACGUCCCUUUCCGAUCUUUACACAUCCCGUCUUUUGCAAUAAACUUCCCGGCUAUUUAGUUAGCAUUGUAGGCACACUUUGUAAAAACACAAAAGCGACUCAGUCACACUCAAUUCACUUUAGACAUAAUGACCAACGACAUGAAGGAUAAAAUGGCCCAAAUGAUCCUCGCCGUGCAACAAGAAAUUGUUGCCGGUCUUGAGAAGAUCGAUGGCCAAAAGUUUUUCCAGGAUAAAUGGACAAAGGAAAAUGGCGGCUACGGCAUUAGCUGUGUCAUCCAGGAUGGAAACGUCUUUGAAAAAGGUGGUGUCAAUACUAGCGUUGUUCACGGCAUGUUGAACCAGGCUGCCGUUCAACACAUGUGCGAUAGCCAUGAUGGUAUUGAUCGUACGGCUGUAGAGCUUCCUUUCUAUGCCACAGGCAUCAGUAUGGUUCUUCACCCUCGCAACCCUAUGGCUCCCACCACCCACUUGAAUUAUCGUUACUUUGAGUUGACCAACACCGAUGGCAAGAAGGUCUGGUGGUUCGGCGGUGGUGCUGACUUAACUCCCAGUGUGCUGUUUGAAGAGGAUGCUGUGCACUUCCAUAAGGUUCACAAGGACGUGUGUGACAAGCAUGACCCUUCUUACUAUCCUCGUUUCAAGAAGUGGUGUGACGAGUAUUUCACCAUCAAGCACCGUAAGCAAAUGCGCGGUGUCGGCGGAAUCUUCUUUGAUGACUUCAAUGACAAGGACGCCGAAGAAAUCUUCCAGUUUGUCAAGGAUUGUGCUUAUGCUUUCCUCCCCUCUUACGUUCCCAUCAUGGAGAAGCGUAAGGAAAUGCCCUUCACCGAAAAGGAUAAAGAAUUCCAGCAGGUUCGCCGUGGUUACUAUGUCGAGUUCAACAUUAUGUAUGACCGCGGCACCUGGUUCGGUCUCCGUGCUCCCGAACCCCGUGUGGAGAGCAUUCUCAUGACCCUUCCCUUACAUGCCUCUUGGCGCUAUCAAUACAAGCCUACUGAGCCCCGCCAUCUUGCUCUUAUUGACGCAGCUAGCAACCCCCGUGAGUGGUGUUAAAAGGAGUCUUAGAGUCAAUUGAGGCUGACUGUGUGAAAGCCUUGUUAGCAACGUUUUCUCAUCACUUCUUCAGCUGUCAUUCCGUUUGUUCGCCCAUGAAACCUUUUAAUGUCUUGUUACUCUAUACAAUUAACGUUAUGACUGUUCUUUAUGUGUUUUAAGCCUUAUGCUUGGGUGU
This is a messenger RNA of Schizosaccharomyces japonicus yFS275, 1616 nucleotides long. Its product is annotated as coproporphyrinogen III oxidase. Gene Ontology annotation, cellular component: cytosol. The coding region runs from base 512 to 1438 and encodes 308 amino acids. Lineage: Eukaryota; Fungi; Ascomycota; Schizosaccharomycetes; Schizosaccharomycetales; Schizosaccharomycetaceae. The transcript has a single exon. Gene Ontology annotation, molecular function: coproporphyrinogen oxidase activity. Gene Ontology annotation, biological process: heme B biosynthetic process; porphyrin-containing compound biosynthetic process; heme biosynthetic process. The record is from RefSeq and is a predicted model, not a curated record.